Messenger RNA from Maudiozyma saulgeensis, 753 nucleotides. Lineage: Eukaryota; Fungi; Ascomycota; Saccharomycetes; Saccharomycetales; Saccharomycetaceae. The record is from the annotation of a GenBank genome assembly.
AUGCUAGAAGAACAAGAACAAUUGCUAAUUAAUCCUAGAAUCUUUAAUGAUAUUACAAAUGUAUCAAAUAAUUCAAAUAAUAAAAAAACAAGUCAAAUUUUACCAAUAAAUAUAAAUUAUCAAUUUAAUGAGGAUAAAAUUUAUUGUAAAGAUAAUUUAGAGAUAUUGAAGAAAAGACAAGAUAAAAUUUUAUUACCAAGAGUAUUUCAACAUCAUAGUUUACCAAAUUGGUUAAUUAAAAGGUAUAAAGAAAUUAAUAAUAAUUGUGAAUUUUUUAUUAAUAAAGAAAAAAAUAAUGAAUCCCCCUGUAAUAGUUUAAGACAAGAAAAUAUUCAAGAGGAAGAAUGGAUUCAAUUUAAAUAUUUUAGAAAGAUAAAUUCAAUUAAUCAAAUAUUAUGUCGUUAUUGUUAUGGUAAGAAUUGGAUUAAUGAGUUAUUUAUAUAUGAACAUUUAUUUGGAUCGCAUGGUAUUGUUACAAGACAAAAUAAUGAAAAGAUAAAUAUUAGAUUAUUACCAUUACCAGAAAGAUAUCAAAUAAUUAAAGUAAAUUCAAAAUUAGUUAAAAUUCAAGUAUUAUGUAGAGAGUGUCAAAGAUGGAUUCAAUUAAAUGAUACUAAUAAUAAUAAUUCGAAGAAGGAUUCAAUUGAAUAUAGGCAAUUACAUGGAAUUCGUGGAUUUUAUGAAAAUUAUUUUAGACAUUAUAUUUCAUGUAAAGAAAGUGAGCAUAAUCAAAUUCAUUUCAUUUCCAAAUGA